AUGAUAUCAUCUGAUGACAGUGGUGGCUCUAGCAGACGCCUGGCACUAUCAUUCUCUUUUUCCAUCCGGUCAUCAAGAGCGAGGAGAAACAGGCUUACACAGCUUCCAGUCACACCGCCAGUAUGUGAGGAAAGUGCUCACUAUCCAGUCUUUAAUCCACAGGAUCCCCGCCAUAACCCUGCGCUUAGGACGAAUACCUGGCCAGAGGUUGACUAUAUUCCUCCUCAAACUACAGGAUCCACGAGCUCAAUUCGCUGGAUGCAAAGCCUCCCUAGAAGGUCUCUAAGGAGGGCGCGCUCUGGGCUUCUAGCUCUUAGAUCUGGGCUCUCUCGACGCCCUGUAUACCAUAAUUCAAGUCGCAACGAAGACACGCAGGACCCAUGGUCGUCAUCUGAUUCAGCGGGAGGCUUCUCUAGCGGGCAUGAUGAACUUUUCUCAUCGACUGUAUCUGAAGCUAGCACGGAAGAAGACUACGAAUUUGGGAUCGACCUCUUCCGAGCGGGCUGCCACUGUCCUUCUGGUUAUGAGGAUGAAGCCGAAAGGAGCCCCAAAUUUCCGUCCUCUAUUCCAUACCCUCAUCCCGGCCCUCUGCCUUCUCCAAACACAGGGGUUAACGAUCUUCAUGGCGGUAUUCUUGUGGAAAUGACAUCGAAUGCUUAUUUUAUGGGGCCUCCAACUAGCCCGGUUGUAAACCCCGAUCAGUUUAGGAUAGAGACUGAACCUGGGACUACUCUAGAUGGCCACUGUGGGGUCGAGCACCCCAAUCCCACUCCCCCAGAUCAUGGCUCUCAUACUGCUCGCAUAGAAGUCAUACCCGAGGAAGUGCGAUUGUCGGAUGAAAGCUCUUCAAGCAUUGUGCCGGACUCAUCCACUCUUGACGGGGACCUCCAUGCAUCGUCCCUAGAUCAUUCACCCCAGUCAAACGACGUCCCUGUACCGUCCGAUGAGGCUCAAAUAUCUCUUCAAGUGGAAGAAGGCCAGCCUAUUAGUCCAUCUGGACUCGAAGACAACAUGAGCAUGAUUAUUGAGCAAGCAACACACUUUUCCCUGACUCCCGACGAAUCACCCACAAUUCCCCAUCAUGCACCCCCAGAAUCCGAGCUCGAAGAUGUGGGCUAUUACCGGUCCUUACAUUUACUCGGUACCAACGAGAUCCCCUGUGGCAAUGAAAGCGACGAGGAGCCACGCCAGAGCAGUACCAGUGACGACGAUGCCAAUCCGUCACUGAACCCAUGGCUUCCAAUUGAUAUCGAUAAAAGUAAUCGCACAUCGCUUUUGUCCUUGAGGGAUGAAUACUUCCUUGUCGAUGGCAAAUCGAGUGAUCUCCGCCCAGAUCGCGGCGAUAAUCCUCUCAAGGCCGAGCAGCGGUUUACUGGUGAUGGCAGCUUACAUAGUGGACCCGGCCUUGACCGUAGUCUUUCUACCAGCACGCAAGAUAUCCCGGAAAUUAUUGGGCCGCGAGGACCAAUGGGAAUCCCAGCAGCAAGAUCACUUCGCAGCGAACGAGAGGGAAGCGACUCGACUGACGAAUAUCUCGUUACAUACUCCUUAUUGCACAGGCACUAUUUUUCAUGA
Molecule: messenger RNA, 1575 nt
Organism: Aspergillus ochraceoroseus IBT 24754
Lineage: Eukaryota; Fungi; Ascomycota; Eurotiomycetes; Eurotiales; Aspergillaceae
Exons: 3
Coding region: 1-1575 (524 amino acids)
Source: RefSeq, a predicted model, not a curated record